AUGUCUCGCGCCAAGGAGCGGCUGAAAGGCGGGAAGGAGACGAAGGAUAGCGUCACCCUUCUGCCCUGCUUUUAUUUUGUGGAGCUUCCUAUCCUGGCAUCGUCAGUGGUCAGCUUGUACUUCCUGGAGCUGACCGACUUUUUCCAGCCGGUGCAUUCUGGGUACAGCUGCAGUGACCGCAGUCUGUCUCUGCCCUACAUCCUGCCCAGACAGGAAGUCUGCCCCCUCCUGCUCCUCUUCAGCCUGGCCUUCGCGGCUCCUGCUGCCACGAUCCUGCUGGGGGAGGCGGUGUUGUUCUGCUACCUGUCCCGCCGCUCCGGUCACAGCGAGGCUCACAUCAAUGCCGCCGGCUGCAACUUCAACCCCUACAUCCGCCGGGCCGUGCGCUUCAUAGGUGUGCAUGUGUUCGGGCUGUGUGUGACGGCGCUGAUCACAGACGUGCUGCAGCUGUCCACCGGGCAGCACGCCCCCUACUGGCUGGCCGUCUGCAGGCCCAACCUCACCCACAUCAACCUCUCCAGCUGUGAGGACGCCUUCAUCCUGGAGGACAUCUGCUCAGGCCCUGACCCCGCCCUCAUCAGCACCGGGAGGAAGUCGUUUCCUUCCCAGCAUGCAACUCUGGCUGCUUUCGCUGCUGUUUACAUCUCUAUGUAUUUCAACGCGGUGCUGACCGACUCUGCCAAGCUGCUGAAGCCAGUCCUGGUGUUCAGCUUCGUGCUGCUGGCGGUUUUGGCCGGUCUGACACGCCUCAUCCAGUUCAGGAACCACCCGGGAGACGUGUACGCAGGCUGGCUGCUAGGGGGCGCCAUCGCCGUCUACCUGGGGGUGUAUGCGGUGGGUAACUUCCAGCCCAGUGAGGAUCACUCCAGGACCCGCCCCCCUCCCCCCCUGCUGAGGGAGCCCCCCCUCUCCUCUCUCCCCAACGUCAGCCAAUCAGCAGCCAGCAACACUCACCAAGGCCACCACAACCUGGCUCCCAGCCAACCAGAGCCCAUCCUCACACGGUCCUCAUCCCACACGCUGUCCCCCAACCAAUCAGAGCCGAUCCUGACCAGAAGCUCCUCCUACCGCGAGCCGUCCAGCUACAAGCGGUCCAGCGCUGAGGUCCAGGUCAUCACCGGGCCGCUCGGUAACCAUGACAACGCCCUGGCCUUCAGCAGUACCCUGCCCAGGUCCCACGGAGGCUCUUCAUUGGAGGGUGUGGAGGGGCGUGUCCCGCGGCGCCACGCCUCCAGCCACUCCUCCAUGGACUCCACCAGAUCAAAGCAGCUCCUCAGCCAAUGGAAGAACAGGAACGACAACCGGAAGCUGUCACUCCAGGUGAUGGACGGGGUAAGGCCCGCCUCCGGCCCCGCGUCCUCGCCUCAGAGGAACAGCAUGGAGCUACGCUGCUCCUCCGAGCCCUCCGCCAUGGGCCUGGAGGCAGAGCUCCGUGCAGGGACCCACCUGCCUUCAGCCGCUGGAAUGGAGAUGGAGCUCCGAGCUGGGGCUCACAUACCGGCCCAGUAUAUGAAGCUAGCAGCUAGCUCGGUUCCUCUGGUGAACCAGCAACACAUGCCCCACAACGGGACCAGCGGGCUGACGGGAGGGGCCCGGGUCUCCAUCCAAUCUCGGCCAGGAUCCUCCCAACUGGUCCACAUCCCUGAGGAGGACAACCCCGCCCCCAAGGACCAGGAGAGCGAAUCAGAGGACAGCAUGAUGGACGGGGGCGGGUCUGUGAGGGAGAAGUGGAUGCGAGUCGCUGAGAAGACGACGCUGCCCUGCAGACCGCUGAGCGCCGGCGGGCAGCCCCGCAUCCUGCAGGUGAUAGCCAUGUCCAAGCAGCAGGGUUUGCUCCACUCGCCGCGGUCUGAGGACGGCGGCUCCAUCCGGUACCGCGCCCUGACGGACCUGGACCCCUCACCCCCUGCCUCCACCACCGGCCCCGGGGGAGGAGGAGGUCUGGAGAGAAGUGGCAGCAUCGUCCGGGUGGACGCCCACCCUGAGGCCCGUUCCUCCAAGCCGGUGGUGAAGCCCCCCAGCACCGACGGUAGCGGCUCCUGGCGGUGGCGGCCCCCAGACCAGCGGGCGUCGCUGCGCCAGUCAGCCUUCGCCCUGAACGAGCUUGGCGACCUCAGCGACCUCCAGGACCUCAGCCACCACGCCGACGGCGGCGACUCGCUGAAGGACAGCAGCUCUCUGGACGGCCGCCGCAGCGCCAUGGGCACGGAGAGCGACGGGGGCGGGGGGGAGGGGGGGGACGGGGAGGGGGUCUACGCCAACCACCCCCAUGUGGUCCACCCGCUGCACCCCCUCCACCCUAGUAACCCCGGCAACAGCAGCCACCAGAGCAGCUUCAACCUCCCCCCUGCACCCGGCGCCCACCCUCACUUCAACCCCAACAGUACCGUCACCUUCGCCCCUCCCUUCCAUCCCCACCCGCAGGCCCUCACCACCAUCAGGGUCACCCCGGUGGACGGGGGCGGGGGCGGGGCCGGGAGCGACGCGGGCUCCGACUGCCCGUCGGGGGCGUCAUCCAGCCGGGAGUCCACCCUGCGGAGGACGGGGGGCGGGGCGCAGGACCGGGGGCCCAGCCCCGACCCCCACUGCCCCCCCCGCCUCUACGACGCCGACGGGGGCAACCGCUUCCAUGACAACCCCAAUGACCAUUUCCAAGACAACCCUAACAACCAGAACCCAAACGGCCGUUUCCCAGACAACCCAAAUCACCCCAGACCUCCUCAAGGCUUCUUCAACAGGCCGGGCCCCACCCCCCCGCCCACCCUGCCCCGCCCCGUGCUGGGCCACACACCCCCCCCCACGUUGGGCCUGGCCUAUAAAGAGUAA
Messenger RNA from Gadus chalcogrammus (walleye pollock), 2826 nucleotides. It is a transcript of the gene plppr4a, whose product is annotated as phospholipid phosphatase related 4a. Gene Ontology annotation, biological process: phospholipid dephosphorylation; phospholipid metabolic process; signal transduction. The transcript is spliced from 13 exons. Gene Ontology annotation, molecular function: phosphatidate phosphatase activity. The coding region runs from base 1 to 2826 and encodes 941 amino acids. NCBI's taxonomy places the organism in Eukaryota, Metazoa, Chordata, Actinopteri, Gadiformes, Gadidae. The record is from RefSeq and is a predicted model, not a curated record.